AUGUUAGCGGCGUCAGAGAAGAUAAUUAUCAUCACAACCUGCGCUUACUAUUCAUUCUACUUUUACAUUACUGGCAUUAUAUGUUGUUGUGUGAUUGAGCGACUCGUUGCGACGAUUAUGAUGAACACCUAUGAGCACAAUCGUCGAUGGUUUCCUGUGAUGCUGAGCCAACCGUUUGCGAGCUAUCUUUACUUUUUCUUUCUUCGUAAACUGCGCUAUGGAGUUGUCUCGAGCCUGGGUUUUCAGAUUACACUGGGUAUCACCAGCAUCUUCAUGGGAGACGAAUUUGUACGAGCGCUCAGCACGCUUGCGUUCUAUCUACUCAACAUUCUGGGCCUCAUCGUCCUCCUCUUCGUCAAUUACCGUAUAACAAGAGUACUAGCAGGCUCUGGAGCUUCGCUUACAACGAGGUAUCAGAUCACGGAAAAUAUUCGGACAAUAAGAGUGUUGCUUCCAGCAGUGAUUUUCGAUUCAUUAGUGUCGAUCACCGACAUAUUGGCAAUGAUUUGCUUUGAUCUGAAUCCUAUAUUCGAUGAAAAAAGGUGUACUGAAGAUUACUACGUAGCAGCAUUCUAUGGAUUCACUACGACUUCGGCCGUACUCGAGUUUCUUAUUCCAAUUUCGUUAUUGUUUUCUCAUCCGGUUUAUCGAAGACAGUCGGUGUUGAUGUACGAGAGAGAAUUGAUGAGAAUCUCUAGUUCCAGCGUCAAAGACAAAACUCUCCCAAAGGUUGUUGUGCUUGAAGGCAAAACAAAAAAAUUAGUCCGAAAAAAUGGUGUGACACAUUUAUUCACCGCAUUUAAGCUCGAUAAGACACUAAAUGUCAAUUUGGCCUAUGCUUUGACUUUCGGUGACCAAGUAAUUGGAUAUCUGGCGUUUCCAUUUGUGGACGAGCUUAGAACUUCUAUUUUGCCUCAGUUGACAUAUUGGGUUGAUGAGACUGUGAGGUUUGAAUAA
Messenger RNA from Angiostrongylus costaricensis, 957 nucleotides. The record is from the annotation of a GenBank genome assembly. NCBI's taxonomy places the organism in Eukaryota, Metazoa, Nematoda, Chromadorea, Rhabditida, Metastrongylidae.